Messenger RNA from Contarinia nasturtii (swede midge), 2974 nucleotides. RefSeq names its product delta-1-pyrroline-5-carboxylate synthase (gene P5CS). Lineage: Eukaryota; Metazoa; Arthropoda; Insecta; Diptera; Cecidomyiidae. The record is from RefSeq and is a predicted model, not a curated record. Gene Ontology annotation, molecular function: ATP binding; glutamate-5-semialdehyde dehydrogenase (NADP+) activity; glutamate 5-kinase activity. The transcript has 16 exons. Gene Ontology annotation, cellular component: mitochondrion; cytoplasm. Bases 205 to 2607 code for a protein of 800 amino acids.
UGGAAGCAAAUUCUUUACAUCCUCAUUUCCUUUCAAUUUAUUUGAGAUACGUGAAAAUUGUUCAUAACAUACUACCAUAUGUUCUAUACAGUGUUACAGUUUUUUUUAUAAAUAGCAAACUCAUUCAAAAAGAUACAAUAUAAACAGUUAACAAAAUUAUUCUUUGGACUAAUAUUUGAGAGAACAAUUUUUUUUUUUGAAAAAAUGGUGCUGGCAUUUGUCAACUCAAUAUCACAUCCAAGGAAAUUGCUUUCAGCUGCGUUUGCUGCUCGAACAAAUAUUUGUCGCUUAACAAAUAUUCGUCAAGCCAGCACCAGUGGAAUCCGGAUUCCAGGAGUUAUCGAAAAACGUAAUGUUCAAUUGGGAGAGCAGCAGCAAAACACUUUUUCAGAUCGUAGUCAAUUGAAAUAUGCUCGACGCUUAGUUGUAAAACUUGGAAGUGCAGUCAUAACACGUGAGGAUAACAAUGGAUUGGCGUUGGGACGACUCGCAUCAAUUGUUGAACAGGUUGCCGAGUGCCAUUUAGAGGGCAGAGAGUGUAUAAUGGUCACCAGCGGUGCGGUCGCAUUUGGGAAGCAAAAGCUCACUCAAGAAUUGCUGAUGUCUUUAUCGAUGCGAGAAACCCUUUCUCCGAAAGAUCACACCCGUGAGGAUGCAUACACAUUGCUUGAGCCUCGUGCCGCCGCUGCUGUUGGCCAAUCCGGUCUGAUGUCAUUGUAUGAUGCUAUGUUUGCUCAAUAUGGUGUUAAAAUUGCUCAGGUUCUUGUGACGAAACCCGACUUCUACAAUGAAAACACUCGGAAAAACUUAUUCUGUACGCUGUCUGAAUUGAUUAGCUUAAAUAUUGUGCCAAUUAUAAAUACAAAUGAUGCUGUGUCACCGCCUAUGUUUGUGGAGCAUGAUGAUGUGGCACCUGGUGCAAAAGGCGCUAAAAAGCUCCUGAGGUCUGAGGGAAUUCAAAUAAGAGAUAAUGACAGUUUAUCAGCAUUGUUGGCGGCAAAUAUUCAAGCCGAUCUAUUGAUUUUGAUGUCGGAUGUUGAUGGUAUUUACAACAAGCCACCAUGGGAAGAUGGAGCACGCCUUAUGCACACCUACACAUCAAGUGAUCGUGAUAACAUCGAAUUCGGCAAAAAGUCCAAAGUCGGUACCGGAGGAAUGGAUUCAAAGGUGAAUGCUGCAACAUGGGCGUUAGAUAGAGGUGUGAGCGUUGUCAUUUGCAACGGAACACAAGAUAAAGCGAUUAAAACAAUUAUUGCUGGACGUAAAGUUGGUACCUUUUUCACUGAUACCAGCUCAAGCGGCGGUCCACAACCAGUUGACAUGCUAGCUGAAAACGCACGCAGCGGAAGCCGAACUUUGCAAUCGUUAACACCAGAAGAACGUGCAGCAAGUGUGAACACAUUGGCCGAUUUACUCAUAACAAAACAGUCUCAAAUUCUCGAGGCAAAUGCCAAAGAUUUAGAAGAAGGUGCCAAGUCAGGUCUCGCCAAACCAUUGUUAUCUCGUCUUUCACUCACACCAGCGAAAUUGAAAAGCUUAUCAACCGGAUUGAAGCAAAUAGCUGACUCCAGUUUGCAGAAUGUUGGCCGUGUAAUACGUCAUACAAAACUUGCGGACGGUUUGGAUUUGAAACAGAUAACUGUACCAAUUGGUGUUUUACUGGUUAUAUUUGAAUCACGUCCCGAUUCACUUCCUCAAGUGGCUGCAUUGGCCAUGGCAUCUGCAAAUGGUCUUCUUCUUAAGGGUGGCAAAGAAGCGGCUCAUAGUAAUCGAAUGCUUAUUGAACUGGUGAAAGAGGCACUGGCUACAGUUGGUGCAGAGAAUGCUAUUUCAUUAGUUUCAACCCGCGAGGAAAUUGGUGAUUUACUCAGUAUGGACAAACAUAUCGAUCUCAUUAUUCCACGGGGCUCUUCGGAAUUGGUUCGUUCCAUACAAAUGCAAUCUCAACAUAUUCCGGUUUUGGGACAUGCUGAGGGUAUUUGUCAUGUCUACGUCGACAAAGAAGCUGAUUUACAAAAAGCAUUGAAAAUAAUUCGAGAUGCGAAAUGUGAUUAUCCAGCGGCAUGUAACGCAAUGGAAACUUUGUUAAUUCAUGAAGACCUCAUGAAUGGUUCAUUCUUUGCUGAUAUUUGCAAUAUGUUCAAACGCGAGGGCGUCAAAUUGAAUUCGGGACCGAAAUUAAGUCAAUUGCUUACAUUCGGACCACCGAUUGCAAAAUCGAUGCGUCAAGAAUACGGAGCGUUGGAGGCAACUAUUGAAGUGGUGAAAGGGCUUGAUGAAGCUAUUGAUCACAUCCAUGAAUUUGGAAGCAGCCAUACAGAUGUGAUUGUUACGGAGAAUGAAUGGACAGCAAAACAUUUCCAAAAGCAAGUGGACAGCGCCUGUGUAUUCCACAAUGCAAGUUCACGUUUUGCUGACGGCUUCCGCUUUGGUCUGGGCGCUGAAGUAGGCAUUUCAACAGCUCGAAUCCAUGCAAGAGGACCGGUUGGCGUGGAGGGGCUUCUUACGACAAAAUGGAUUUUAUCUGGCCAAGAUCAUACAGCAGCCGAUUUUGCCGAAGGUGGACGCCAAUGGAUCCAUCAAAGUUUACCAUUGGAUCAAAAUUAACUCUGUUUAAAGACCUUAUUCAAUACCAAAAACUAUAUUUUAAGUGUAAAAACGAUAAUUGUUUCCCCCACCCCCCUUUUUUCAUCUCUUAUUUCACUGUUUGUUUUUCUUUUCUUGAUCAAAAAAUUGUGUUUUAUUGUGAUUUAUGUUGAGUUGUAUGAAUAAAAAAAAUUAUUAUUUUAAAAAAAUCAUCAAUUGAUCAGAAAACCAAAUGUGUCACAAAAUUGUAGUAGUAUAGAUCAUUUUAAUUUAUAAAACUGUGCUCAAUUUCACAACAACGCCGUAACAUGACAUGAAAAUCGAUUAUAAUCAUAUCAAAUCACAUUGAAUAAAAUCUAAUCUGUCAAUUGCAUGAACUUCUAGCAAA